GCAUUUGUAAGGUCUUUUUUUCAUUAGGGGACUGUUUUACCACGGGAAAGGUCAGGACUCUCUCCUUCCCUCUCCUCCCCCAACGGUCCCCACCAAUUACCCCAGGGGCCCUUCCAAUUUUCCAUACAUUUGCCCAAGGUCCCUUGGGGACAGCAACUUCAUACUUGGGCAAUAAUACUGCCCCCACCCCACCCUUCCACCACCAGCUUAGCCGACUGGUAGUACCCAAGAGCGACUUAUGCGCCAGGGGCCGGCGGGCGGAGGAAAACGGCCGGGCCGCAGGCGGUGAUGGGGCCGGGUGCCUGAGGAAGAAAUUUCCGCGGGGGUCCGGAGUACUUCGGCAAGCGGCGGCGGGCGGGGGCUGUGAGCGUGGAGUAGCGGACGGUCGUUGGCGCAGCGGCCUCCUCCUCCUAAGGGGGAAGGCGACGAGCCCCUCCCCUCCAUCUGGGCUCCGGGCCACCCUCGGGCUCCGUCCCGCCCGGGCCAGCGUUCUAGCGUCUCCAUGGCGACCGGACGGGGCUGGAUCCUCCGGCAGCACUGCAAGGGGCUGGUGCGGGCGGCCGAGGAGAUCCCGUGGCAGCUACGCCUCCCGCCCGUCGACACUGGCUGGGCCUCCCCUCCAGCGCCCCUUGACAGGGCUCCCGGCCCCUAUUUCUUCCGGCGGCCCAGUAAGGGAUCAGAUGUCAUGCUUAAUCCUAAACCUUCAGAGCAAUCUACCAUGUGUGAAAGACAUUGUUCGAAGACAUUCUCUAAACUUUCUAUGCACAUAGAAGGUAUGCCCUCUGAGAUCUUACUGAAGAUAUUUUCUUACUUGGAUGCUGUUACCCUUUUGUGUAUUGGCUGUGUGAACAAGCGCUUCUAUUCUUUGGCCAAUGACAAUUUUAUUUGGUUCAGAAUCUACUCCGCUUCUUUUUCUCCUAAGAGAUCAAACUGGGAAGUGAAUACAGUAGAAAAGACAACUGCGUCUCUGAGCCAAGCAUCACUUCAUGACAAGGAAACUGGGUACUGGAAGAAAAAAUAUAUUGUGAAACAAAUAGCAGCUGGUAAAACAGCUGUAACUCAGCUUCUCAAACCUGUAAAUCCAUACACAGGUUUGCCAGUGAAGACCAAAGAAGCCCUCAGGGUAUCUGGAUUGAGUUGGGUGAUUGUGUUAAAGGAGAAAAAUGGGAAGGAGUAUAUCAUGGAGCAGGCUGAAUUUUCUGUGAAUGACACAUCUGUUACAGUUGUUUGGCAUGGGAACAAUUGGCCACGUAUAGACAAGCUGGCAACACUAGAUUUAUGUGGUGUGACACCAGUUUUUUUGGAUCGAUAUAAGGUCCCUACCAAGAACGGACCUCGAAGGCGUUCCUUAGUUGCUGAGUACAAUCUGACUAAUCUAACUAAAUCCACCUCGAUUGGCUCUGACAGACUUAUUCGGACCUUCUGCCUAAAUCCAGGGCUUCUAAUUGGUCUGUGGAAGAAAGAGAAGGAAAUGGCUUUUGUUAUGGCGAAUCUUCAUUUUCAUCUACUGGUGGAGAGAAGCACUUUAGGCUCAGCCACUGUCCCUUAUAUGCUGCCGCCUCACAUUCCUUUUCUGGAUGACAUUGACCAACAGUAUGGACUACAUGGUUAUCAGCUCCAUGUUGACAUGCACAGUGGUGGAAGUUCCUACCUAUGUGGUACCUUUCGUAAUCUCUUCAGCAGGAAAGAUUUCAUUAAAAACGGAUACAUGAAGCUCAUCGUUAUAAGUUUUAAAAACAACGCACAACAUUUACCUCUCAUUGGAAAAGUUGGCCUCUGUUGGAAAACAGAUGUUUUUGCUGGUUGUAUACAGAACUGUUAUAUGAUGGAUGUAACCCUUUUGGAUGAAACAGAGAAACCAUUUUGGUGUUUCAGUUCCCCCGUUUGCAUGAGACCUGCCACCAGACCGUCUGACUUUUUUAAUUACAGAGGUCGUCACUUUUAUGUAACCUACAUAGACCCAGUAGGAAAAGUGAACUUGGAGCUGGUAUGGAUGGAAGAGACAGAAGAAUACUACGUUGUUAGCCUGGCUCUUUACCUAAGAAUAGAAAAAGUAAACAGUUGGUUUGGAACAAACUACUGACCAUCAACCUGGCAGGAAAUUAUUUUGUUUCUUAUUAGUUUUUGUUGUUGUUGUUGUUGUUGUUGUUGUUGUUGCUGUUGCUGUUGUUGGUAUUGUAAGUUAAAAUAAAACUUGUAUUAUGAUUGCAACAGCAUGUCUUCUGCCUUUCUUGUGGAAAAAUAUGAAGAAUGGUUAUUUUGUGUUGUUUCUUUGGAUGAUUUAUGAGAUAUUUAAAUAUGUGAAAAAAUCACAAUAAAAUCUUCCUACAAAGAUUGUGAUAAAAUAAAGAAA
Molecule: messenger RNA, 2353 nt
Organism: Monodelphis domestica (gray short-tailed opossum)
Lineage: Eukaryota; Metazoa; Chordata; Mammalia; Didelphimorphia; Didelphidae
Gene: FBXO15
Product: F-box protein 15
Cellular component (GO): SCF ubiquitin ligase complex
Molecular function (GO): protein binding
Source: RefSeq, a predicted model, not a curated record